Calypte anna (Anna's hummingbird) is the source of this 848-nucleotide messenger RNA. RefSeq names its product proline-rich proteoglycan 2-like. NCBI's taxonomy places the organism in Eukaryota, Metazoa, Chordata, Aves, Apodiformes, Trochilidae. The coding region runs from base 383 to 775 and encodes 130 amino acids. The transcript is spliced from 4 exons. The record is from RefSeq and is a predicted model, not a curated record.
CAAGAGCACAAAGGUCAGUAUUGCAAUUUCAAGGUCAUCUGUCCAAAAUGCUCUGCUGGUUUGCAAAACCUUGCAUUGAGCACGUCAGUCUAGUAAUUCUGCAACACACUUCCUACCCACAACCUAUAGCUCCUAGGUUUGAAGAUUAGCAUAGAAUCAUUAGACUACAUAAAAGGUGUCUAAGUGAUAAGCACGCUUGCAGAGCAGGAAAAAACAUCCCUUGGCCAAAGCAAUUGCUCAGCAGCAUUUAAACAAUAGAGAUAACUCUUGAUGACUCAAGUGAACAAAACUUCUCUAAGUAUCUUAUGUAUCAGCAAUAGGAAGGUUUCCCAGCCAUUAACAAUCUCUCCUAUAAAGGGACAGGACCGCUUCUCCUUUUCGGAUGGCAAAGGGCACCAGCACCCCACCUUGGAAGGAGCCGGGGGCAGCAGGCACCGAGUCCCCGCCCGCUCCCCUCUCCCCACUUUCCGGUUCGCUUCCCGGGCGGCCGCGCCAUUUGCAGGCGGUGCGCCGAGGGCACCCGAGGGCGACCGCACCUGCGGCUGCGACCCGCUCUGCCUCCGGGGAGGCUGACCUUGAGGCCGGGACCCGGCUGUCGGCUCCAGGCAGCGGCGUUGCCCCGGCACGACCUCAUUCUCCCCGCAAGGGCGCGGGGGGACAGGCCGCUCCCCCACACGCCUCGAGCCGCCGCCGGCAGAGCCCGGGGCAUUUGGGUGGAAGACAGGAACCUAUUCACCCAGAAAGGUUAAUUUUAAUCUCUCCUGAAUGGUGUUAGAAGCAGAGCAAAAGACUGUAUUUCCAUGACAUGAUGAAGAAGCCAAAGCCAUCAGGCUGUUUCUUUUCCACCU